UUGACUCACUGCACUGUCAUUCCUGUCCCCAUCAAUGAAUUUUCAUCCAAGCCGGAAAUCAUAUUUAUAUUGUGGUUUUGAAAUCAAAGAGAAAAUAACAAAUAAUAUAAGUAAAACACCUAGAGUUAAUGCCCGUGAAACCUUCUGUUAGUGCUGUAAUCUUUGUAAAAAUCACGAUAGUUAUGACAUAAAAGAGUAAAAAUGAGCAGCACUAAACAUUCCUGUCCCUGCCUUUGCCUUGCAGGAGUAGUGUCUUGCAUUCAGAUUAGCACACUGUCUUGACAAUAGUCUGUUCAGAUAAGAUACUGCUUCCCUUCUUUUUGUCUUUAACACUUAAAGAUGAGUAAGUUGAUUUUGUCAUCUGAGUGUUUUUAUCCUGGAAUGUGGGGGAAAUGACUACUUUGUGCUGGUGUGACUUUGGUCUCCUCUCCCCAUGGCUUUGCAGAUCGAACGGUGGGCGUGGGGAGUACGAUGUCUGUAGAAUCGCUGUUAUGGCUAGCCGGUUAUGUGCCAGGCAUUGUGCCUGGACGUUUUCAAUGCAUUUUUUUUUUUUUUUGAAGUUUUACUGUAGGCCUUCCAGUUAGGUGUGUUUGUUUUGUAGAUUAGGAAGGUGUGGUUAGAGAAGUUGAGGAGCUUGCCCACAGUGGUUCCGUGGCCAUCCAGUUGUGGAGUUGAUGAAGACACACCCACCCCUCACUCCCUAUGAAAGUCCACAUGUUCUGGGUUACACUGCCUCAAUUCUUGUUAGCAAUCAUGAUCUGUUUUUUUUUUUUUUUUUUUUGUAGGCAAAACCCAGAGACCACGUUUGAAGUAUAUGUCGAAGUGGCCUAUCCCGGGACGGGUGGCGCUCUUUCAGAUCCUGAGGUGCAGAGGCAAUUCCCGGAGGACUACAGUGACCAGGAAGUUCUACAGACUUUGACCAAGUUCUGUUUUCCCUUCUAUGUGGACAGCCUCACAGUCAGCCAAGUCGGCCAGAACUUCACAUUUGUGCUCACGGACAUUGACAGCAAGCAGAGGUUUGGGUUCUGCCGCCUGUCUUCUGGAGCCAAGAGCUGCUUCUGCAUCUUAAGCUACCUCCCCUGGUUCGAGGUGUUUUAUAAGCUGCUCAACAUCUUGGCCGAUUACACGACCAAAAGACAGGAAAGCCAAUGGAAUGAACUCCUUGAAACCCUGCACAGACUUCCUAUCCCUGACCCAGGAGUAUCUGUUCAUCUCAGCGUGCAUUCUUAUUUUACUGUGCCUGACACCAGAGAACUUCCCAGCAUCCCUGAAAAUAGAAAUCUGACAGAAUAUUUUGUGGCUGUGGAUGUUAACAACAUGUUGCACCUGUACGCCAGCAUGCUCUACGAACGCCGCAUCCUCAUCAUCUGCAGCAAGCUCAGCACUCUGACCGCCUGCAUCCACGGCUCGGCCGCAAUGCUGUACCCCAUGUACUGGCAACACGUGUACAUCCCGGUGCUGCCCCCUCACCUGCUCGACUACUGCUGUGCUCCCAUGCCCUACCUCAUAGGAAUUCAUUUAAGUUUAAUGGAGAAAGUCAGAAACAUGGCCCUGGACGAUGUCGUGAUCCUGAACGUGGACACCAACACCUUGGAAACUCCCUUCGAUGACCUCCAGAGCCUCCCAAACGAUGUGAUUUCUACCCUGAAGAGCAGGCUGAAGAAAGUCUCCACGACUACCGGCGAUGGUGUGGCCAGGGCGUUCCUGAAGGCCCAGGCUGCGUUCUUCGGAAGCUACCGCAACGCUCUGAAAAUCGAGCCCGAGGAGCCCAUCACCUUCUGCGAGGAGGCCUUCGUGUCCCACUACCGCUCCGGCGCCAUGAGGCAGUUCCUGCAGAAUGCCACGCAGCUGCAGCUCUUCAAACAGUUCAUUGAUGGCCGGUUGGACCUCCUGAAUUCUGGAGAAGGGUUCAGUGACAUCUUUGAGGAGGAGAUCAACAUGGGCGAGUAUGCAGGCAGUGACAAAGUAUACCAUCAGUGGCUCUCCACAGUCCGGAAAGGAAGCGGGGCCAUCCUGAACACCGUGAAAACGAAAGCCAACCCUGCCAUGAAGACCGUCUACAAGUUUGCAAAAGAUCAUGCAAAAAUGGGAAUAAAAGAGGUGAAAAACCGCUUGAAGCAAAAGGACAUCACGGAGAAUGGCUGUGCACCCCCCACAGAGGAGCAGCUGCCCAAGACUUCGCCGUCCCCGCUGGUGGAGGCCAAGGACCCCAGGCUCCGGGAAGACCGCAGACCCAUCACCGUGCACUUCGGACAGGUGCGCCCACCUCGGCCACACGUGGUCAGGAGACCGAAGAGCAAUAUCCCAGCAGACGGCCGAAGGACAUCAGUGUCCAGCCCUGAACAGCCACAGCCCUACCGGACACUCAAGGAGUCUGACAGCGCAGAAGGCGAGGAGGCCGAGAGCCCCGAACAGCGGACGCGGGCGCCCCAGGUCCCUGGGCCCGCCCCUCCUGACCGCGCCGCCAGCAUCGACCUGCUGGAAGACGUGUUCAACAGCCUGGAAAUGCAAGCCCCCCUUCAGCCGCUGGGCCAGGCCAAAAGCCUGGAGGACCUUCGGGCCCCCAAGGACGCGAUGGAGCAGCCAGGCACAUUUGGUUACCAGAGGCUGGACCUGGGCAGGAGUGAGAGGAGCCUCGGGCUGACGAUGCCCCUAAAGCUCACCCACCCUUACAACAAGCUCUGGAGCCUGGGCCAGGACGACAUGGCCAUUCCCAGCAAGCCCCUCACCGCCUCCCCCACGAAGCCCUCGCCCCAGCUGGGCAGCUCCCCGGCCCUGCCCCUUGGGCCCCGGGAUCAGGACGGCAUCUGGAACCCUGGCAAGAGGGAGGCGGCACCCACCGCAACUCCGGGCAACAUCACCAUCCCCCGGCCGCAGGGCAGGAAGACCCCCGAGCUGGGCAUUGUGCCUCCACCACCUGCCACUCGCCCGGCCAAGCUCCCAGCUGCCAGCCUCUCAGAGGCACCGCCUGCCGAUGGAGACCACCGGGCAGCCCUGAGCCCCGCCCUGUUCCCAGGUCUGCUCCCCAGCGCCCCCCAAGGCCCUCUGGAACUGCUACCUCCGCUCAGCCCGGCCCCAGGGGCUGCGCCUACAGGUAGCGACCCCCUGCUGGCCCUCCUGGACCCACUCAACACGACCCGGUCAGGCUCCCUCCUGCCCCGCACUAACGCCCAGUGCACAGCCACCCCCUUCGCCCCCCAGUUCAGCUUCCCCACUGCAGGAACUCCAACCACCUUCCCACAGCCACCCCUUAACCCAUUUGUCCAGCCCAUGCCAGCCCCUCCGCCCACACUGCCCCUGCGACCCUUAGCACCCGGGCCUUUUGGGAUGCCACCCGCAACCCUGGGGCCAGCUUUCCCACCCAGUCUCCUGCUAUCUGGCUCUGGUUUCUGCACCCCUCACCGAUCUCAACCCCACCUCUCCGCCCUCUCCAUGCCCAACCUCUUUGGCCAGGCACCCAUGGGUGCCCACACUAGCCCCCUACAGCCACUUGGCCCGCCGGCAGCUGCCCCAUCAAGGAUCCGAACACUGCCCCUUCCCCGCUCCAGUGCCAGGGCUGCAGAGGCCAAGCAGGGGCUGGCCCCGAGGCCCACAGACACCCCACUUGUGCCUGCUAGACCCUCUCAGGGCCUGGAGCCGGCCCUGCAGCCCUUGGUCCCCCAACAGGCCAGAGACCCCUUUGAAGAUCUGUUACAGAAAACCAAGCAGGAUGUGACAGCUGUGGGCUCGGUGGAGCAGCUCCGGAAGCAGUGGGAGACUUUCGAGUGAGCUCGGCUGGCCCUCAGCCUUCCCAGCCGCCCUCUCCGUCCCUCCACACUGCCCACUUGUGGGCUCUGGCCCUGGGCCUAGCCCACCCUGCUGCCAACCCCUCCUGGCACCCGACGGGGCCUUGCACUGAAGAGCUCAACUGGGUCAGGGUGCCGAGUCUCCCCUGGAGAGGCUGCACUCAGCAUGGGCACCACAUGGAGUAAGUGCCCCCCUCACCAGCUGGAAGGCCUGCCUGGCCCUCAUGAGCAAUACAUAGUCUCGCCUUCAUGAGUCUUCACCCCGACCCCCAAACUCCUCUUGUGUCUGGGGUACAGAGAGGUCUUGGGACCCUUUGUGAUGGCGAAAUCCCAGCCACUGCCAGCCCCACGUUGGGGCCAGGAGUGCCAGCCGCUGUGACUUGGGAGACACCUCCUGAAGCCGAGCGUGCUGGGAGAGGACCUCGGCCCUGUCACUUCUGACACGUCGCCUCGAAGGGCAGCGCAGGCAACAGAGCCGAACUCAGUCCCCAGGCCAAGCCAACUGCCACAGACGGCCGUGGAUGUGGGAGGCCCUGCUGCCCCAGGCCCACGUGGCAUGGAUGACCGAGGCUGCACCAGCCUGGACUUCCCCAGGCCAGCCCCGCCCCGGGCACGUGGCGCUGCUCGCCAGCACAGAAAUUCCUGAGACGUCACCAAAGUAAAACCGCAGUGUUCUGUUACCAUUCCUUUCAUCUUUCUUUUCCUCUUUGUUUUAUUGAUUUGAUGAACCUUGAAAUCGACUCCUCUCAAUAAACCACGUUCCAGCAGG
Messenger RNA from Ochotona curzoniae (black-lipped pika), 4554 nucleotides. It is a transcript of the gene DENND1A, whose product is annotated as DENN domain containing 1A. Bases 703 to 3768 code for a protein of 1021 amino acids. NCBI's taxonomy places the organism in Eukaryota, Metazoa, Chordata, Mammalia, Lagomorpha, Ochotonidae. Gene Ontology annotation, molecular function: phosphatidylinositol phosphate binding; guanyl-nucleotide exchange factor activity. The transcript is spliced from 21 exons. The record is from RefSeq and is a predicted model, not a curated record. Gene Ontology annotation, biological process: endocytic recycling; endocytosis. Gene Ontology annotation, cellular component: clathrin-coated vesicle; cytosol.